AUGAGUGGUCAACUGCGAUUGCUUGAUCUCGUCAAGCCCUUUUUGCCCAUUCUUCCAGAAGUUGAGACUCCUCUUAGAAAAGUCACUUACGAUGACAAAAUACUUUGGUCCUUUGGCGCUGGUCUCUGCUACUUUGUCAUGAGCGAGCUUCCUCUUUACGGUAUAUUCUCUUCCGAUUCUUCAGAUCCUUUGUACUGGAUGCGCACCAUCCUUGCUUCUAACCGUGGUACCCUUCUCGAACUUGGUACUACCCCCAUUGUCACUGCUGGCCUUAUCCUCCAAAUUUUUGGUGGUGCCCAGAUCCUUGAUGUUAACUUUGACUUGAAAUCCGAUCGUGAACUUUUCCAGAGUGCUCAAAAGCUCCUUGCAAUCAUUUUGACUACUGCCCAGGCUGUUGCUGUUGUGUUCUCUGGUCUUUACGGCUCUCCCUCUGAUCUCGGCCCUGGUGUUAUUGCUCUCUUGAUUCUCCAGCUUAUCGGCGCUGGUAUCAUUCUCAUUCUUCUUGACGAAGUCCUUGAAAAGGGCUACGGUUUUGGUCCUGGUAUUUCUUUCUUCACUACCCUUCAUGUCUCUCAACAAAUCAUUUGGAACUGCUUCUCUUUCCACUCAAGCGACUAUGGCCGUGGUAAUGAGUACACGGGAUGUGUUGUCGCUCUUUUCCACUAUAUUUGGGUCCGCAAGAGCUUUAGUGGUGCCCUCAUGGAAGCUUUCUUUAGACCUCACCUUCCUAACCUUAUGCAAUUCUAUGCAACCCUUCUCACCUUCCUUGCUACCCUCUAUUUCCUCACCUUCCGUGUCGAAAUCCCAGUCAAGUCGACCAAGGUCCGUGGUUCUGCUACCUCUUACCCUAUCCGUCUUUUUUACACUGGUGCCAUGCCCGUCUAUUUGCUCUCAUCAUUUACUGCAAACAUUUUCUUGACCUCCCAGUCUUUCUUCCACCAGUUCCCCACAAAUCUUCUUGUUCGUCUUUUUGGUACUUGGGAGGCCCGUGAGGGUACAAACCAGCUCGUUGCCGUUUCUGGUCUUGCUUACUACCUUCAGCCACCCUUCACCAUUUCUGAGGCUCUUUGGGACCCCAUUAAGAGUGUCAUUUACUUUGUUUUUGUUGUUUCUGCCUGCUCCAUUUUUGCUAAAACUUGGGCUGAAAUUUCUGGCUCAUCUCCACGCGACGUUGCUAAACAGUUUAAGGCUCAGGGAAUUUCCAUUCUCGGCCACCGUGAAGUCACCGUGCUCAAGGAGCUCAAGCGUAUCAUUCCUGUGGCUGCCUCUGUCGGUGGUGCUGUCAUUGGCUUGCUUGUUGUGUCUUCUGAUCUUUUGGGCUCGUUUGGUAAUGGCACAGCCAUUCUUGUGGCCAUCAGCACUAUCCAAAACUACAUGGAAAUUCUUGCUCAAGAAGGCUUUUCUGCAAGUUCCAUGCAGCAGUACCUGAGAGCGUAA
Molecule: messenger RNA, 1437 nt
Organism: Magnusiomyces paraingens
Lineage: Eukaryota; Fungi; Ascomycota; Dipodascomycetes; Dipodascales; Dipodascaceae
Exons: 6
Coding region: 1-1437 (478 amino acids)
Biological process (GO): SRP-dependent cotranslational protein targeting to membrane, translocation; post-translational protein targeting to membrane, translocation
Cellular component (GO): Sec61 translocon complex; membrane
Molecular function (GO): signal sequence receptor activity; transmembrane protein transporter activity; ribosome binding
Source: RefSeq, a predicted model, not a curated record